Molecule: messenger RNA, 4040 nt
Organism: Chinchilla lanigera (long-tailed chinchilla)
Lineage: Eukaryota; Metazoa; Chordata; Mammalia; Rodentia; Chinchillidae
Gene: Tnfrsf19
Product: tumor necrosis factor receptor superfamily, member 19
Biological process (GO): positive regulation of canonical NF-kappaB signal transduction; positive regulation of JNK cascade
Cellular component (GO): plasma membrane
Molecular function (GO): signaling receptor activity; protein binding
Source: RefSeq, a predicted model, not a curated record
CUCUGAUUUAGAACCCUCCUGGGAUACAUUUGAUCAGAAAAAUGGCUCUCAGAGUACUGCAGGAACAAGAGAAGACGUUCUUCACCCUUCUCCUUUUACUAGGCUAUCUGUCACGUAAAGUGAUUUGUGAAACCGGAGACUGCAGACAACAAGAAUUCAGAGAUGGGUCUGGGAACUGUGUUCUCUGCCAGCCGUGCGGGCCAGGCAUGGAGCUGUCGAAGGAAUGUGGCUUCGGCUACGGGGAGGAUGCACAGUGUGUGACGUGUCGGCCGCACCGGUUCAAGGAGGACUGGGGCUUCCAGAAGUGCAAGCCGUGCCUGGACUGCGCGCUGCUGAACCGCUUCCAGAAGGCCAACUGCUCCGUCACCAGCGACGCCGUCUGCGGGGACUGCUUGCCGGGAUUUUACAGGAAGACUAAACUGGUCGGUUUUCAAGACAUGGAGUGUGUGCCCUGCGGAGACCCGCCUCCUCCCUACGAGCCGCACUGUACCAGCAAGGUCAACCUUGUGAAGAUCGCGUCCACAGCGUCCAGCCCUCGGGACACGGCCCUGGCUGCGGUCAUCUGCAGCGCCCUGGCCACCGUGCUGCUGGCCCUCCUCAUCCUCUGCGUCAUCUACUGUAAGAGACAGUUCAUGGAAAAGAAACCCAGCUGGUCCCUGAGAUCGCAGGACAUCCAGUACAGCGGUUCUGAGCUGUCGUGUUUUGACAGACCUCGGCUCAGUGAGUACGCUCACAGGGCCUGUUGCCAGUGCCACCAGGACUCGGCCCAGACCUACAGGCCCGUCCACGUGAUCCCGUCCCUGUGCUGUGAGAGGGCCUGCGGCACCGACCGGUUGGCCCUAGGCUGUGCCCUGCACUCUGCGGCCGCCCUUCAGGAAAGAAACGCAGCUUCGGUCGGGGAGACGGUGCCAGCGUUCUUCGCAUCCCUGUCCCGCUCCGUCUGUGGCGAGUUCUCCGAUGCCUGUCCUCUGAUGCAAAACCCCAUGGGUGGGGACGACAUCUCCUUUUGUGACUCCUAUCCUGAACUCACUGGAGAAGAUAUUAAUUCUCUUGGUCCAGAAAACGAGAGCUCAGCGUCUUUGGAUUCAGACAGUAGCCAGGGUUUGGUCUGUGGAGCUGUUUCAGUUCAAGCUCGCGCCGCAGACUUCACAGAAACUACUGACUUAUCUCGACAUAGCAACCCAGGGAUGGAGCCCGCUCCGGUCCCAGAUGCACUGCCUCCAGGACGCCAGCUAGAACCAGAGGCCACAGAGCCCAUGAGCCUGGCCACGUCCCUCCAGGAAGCCUAAAGGCCGCCGUCUUCCUGCAGUGGAAAUGUGAGGACCAGGAAGCGUGCCCCUUGUUAUAUGGACCGAGCGGUCUGGACCCUGCAGAGGCUCCUGGGGAAAAAUUAAUCUGAACCAAACCGACGGCAGUUUAAGCCUUUAGCCCUAAGCCUUUCAACCAGUUGCUUCCGAGCCAGGCUAGCUGUGAGCUGAAACCGCAAUGAAAAGCAAGAAAGGACUCCAGGCAGACUGUAAUCCUGGGCGUCUUCCCUGAAUGAGAAGCUUGUCGGAUUCAAGAGUGACUUCAAAGACGGGGGCACUGCAGUUACGAACACAUAACAAGACGGAGGGACACCUGGGCUUACGUUCCUGGUGACUGAUUUUACAAGACGGCAACCCAGAGCAUAAAUUUUGACUGACAUUUUCUUUCUACAAAUAAUCUUACAUAGCCUGUUAUCCUGCUAAGAGUCCACGUCAGACUCCUGACCUUGUUUUCUUUGUGUGAAAUGGGUUCGGAAUGGGUACUGCUGGUGGGGAAGGUCACUUUUUCAUCUUCGAAGGCUCGUUAGCUUAGGUGGUCAGGACUGACUUCAUACUUCCUGCCUCAGUCUUGUGCUAAGUAGAUGAGGUCAACAGACGUAACUAGGAAUUAGCUGUUUUGGAGAACAGCUCUUUACCAGAAUCUACGCUUCUGACGUUGGCCUCUGUCUCGUGGAUACCCACUGGUGCUGGUAGGAAAAGGCACCUGGGUUACUCACUGUGGUCUGGAAAGGGUGGCCCUGAACCCCAGUUCAAAAACCACUAACACGUUUCCUAGAACUUGGAUUGCACGGGUUAGUGUAGAUGUGUUAAAAUGGAGUGGACACGGAAACGUUUGUUACAUCUGCUCCUGGGCCUGAGUAGAGAAGGGCAGUAUUUAUCCAUACAGUGACCUUUCUUUGCGUUGGACCUUAUACUAAAGGCUUUAGAAAUUUCAGCGUAUCAGGUUCCUCUACUGCCAGAGUAGUCUUUAGGAAGAAUACACUUGCUAUCAGACGCAGAAGAAAAAGCACAAUUUGUAGGUGCUGUUUGGGAGAACUGGCAAGGUGUAGUUUGACCAGGACGUAGUAGUGUUCCCUCUGACCUUGUAGAAUUUUUCAGAACGUAAUCUCCUGUUGUGCCAGAAGAUAGCGGAGGUGUCCGGUGCCUCUGUUGAAGUACUCCGACAUCUGCAUGUUGCUGUUCAUGCGCCAGUUUGUCUGAGGGGAAGCAGAACAUGAGCCCAGUCCAGUCACGAAGCCAGGGGUGCCUCAUUUGUUCUUAAUCUUUAUGCCCUUGAGCAGACUUAAUUGAGCAGGGCUUAAUUAUUUUCCUCUUCCAACUUACAUGAUCAGAUCUGGCCUUUGUCUCUUAACUGCUUGCUAUUAGCUCUGUCACACGGACCCUGAAAAAAUAAAUAGACCUCUCCAUGUCCAUGUGUUAGAGGGGCACUAAGGUAUUUGUGUGCGGAUUGCCCGACCUGGAUCGGUGUCUUUUACCUGACACUUAAACCGAAAGUUAAAACUAAUUUGUUUUUCUUGCACCAUUUUUAUCUUCUCACUUGCUACCCCAACAUUUGUCUUUGUAAAGAUCAGUAAAACUCAGUGAGCCUGUUUCUUCCUUGUGGCCAUUUCUCUCCGCGUAAUUUUAGGUGCCGAUGUGGGUACAGUGGUGUGCCUGUGUCUGGGUACUUCUCCAUGGCUUCGGUUCCUUUACCAGAAGGAGAAAAUGAGAAGCCCGAAACCUUCGAUGCCGUCCAACUGCCCAGUCAUCAUUGACUGCCUUUUUUUUCCUGCUUGUUUUCUUUCGUGCAUGCAGCACUGAUUGUUAAACUUUAGUAGUCAUCGACUCUUACGAGAACUGCCCUUAGGAAUCUUGUAAAGUUUUUAGGACUUGACCACAGGGCAUCUAUGCAAAUGCAAGUCGGGUUUCCUUAAGUGGCUUCCCUGCCUUCCCCUGUGUCUGUCAUUGUUUGCAGUCUCAUCACCUCUGUUAUGACAAGAGAGAUGGAAAUGAUCAAAAUAGGCAGGGUUGUGUUUCUUUGCGUAACCUGAAUAUAUUUCCCGUAUGUACAUCCCUGAGUCACUUCAAGGACACAUGUGCGAAGGAAGCCAGAUUGACAGGAAUGAGACUUUGGCCCCAAAUCAUGAACCAUCACUUGUAAUCAGUACAGAAAUGCUUAGGGUUGAAAACUGAUUCCAUUUGAAUACUGCAUUUGAAAAAUCCUGGGCUGUUUUUAUCAAGAUGGAGACAUCUCACCACUACUUAGAAACAUACAAAAAUGUUGUAUUUUACACUCUUUGCAAACACUUGAGAAGAAAAAAUCCAGUUUGUAUUUCCCAUUAUUGGAAGAUCCUGCACGGCACCACGGCUCUGCUGCUACAGUGCUGAUGUGGGGGGCCCACCCGGCGUGCCCCACGGCCCAGCCGUCCUCGCUGGCUGGCGUGGUGCCGAAGCCACAAGGAUCUGAAGAAUAACCACAUCAGCUCGUGCUCUUUUAAAACGUUUUGUAUAUGGAAUAUAUUUUUACAUACAAACUUUUCUGCUUUGGAGAAAGUGUUAAUGUUGCUGUUACUGAGAUUAAGUACUGCCGUCUGUGCUGGAAAAGAAGAUCAAAGGGAUGAGAGCGUCAUUGCUUUCAGGUAGUUUGGAUCAGUUUAGAAUUCAUGAUAACUUUUUGCAUACUGUAAUUUUCCUAUACAAGUAGUUUUGUUAUACUUUUUUAUUUGUGAAUAAAAUUGAUAGUUGCUAUUCUUA